This is a messenger RNA of Cinara cedri, 9255 nucleotides long. Lineage: Eukaryota; Metazoa; Arthropoda; Insecta; Hemiptera; Aphididae. The record is from the annotation of a GenBank genome assembly.
CGGUUUUCCGUCUCCGGUGCGCGAGAUCGUCUAAUUUUCGUCUGCGGGGCGACGUCCGCGGAAAUAAAAUAAAGGUAGAUAUAUAUAAAUACGCGUAAUAAUCUUUUUUUUUUUUUUUUUAUAAAUAUAAACGAUUUCGGAAACCGGCAGGAAAACACCGUCGGACCACGUUUGUAAAAUUGGAAAACCGCUCGUGAAUGACAGUCCACAUUAGUCCGGUCAGAAUAUUAUUAUUAUAGUACCUGCAGCAGUCGCUCGUGCAGACGCGUACAGUGCGCUACGCGUUUAUCGGCAAAAAUGGAGGAACCAGGUCGGUACAAAAAUAAAAAAAAAUAGUAUAAUAUAUUUAUAGUUUUCAUUAUGAUCAUUGUGUUUCGAUAUUUUUUAUAUUCACGCAAAAACGUAAAAAUUACAUUUUAAUCGUUAUUUAGAUGAUUGUUUUUGUAAUUUUUUGUAGACAAUCUAAAUCAAGAACUUCUGUUUUUACAACCGGUAUAUUAUUUUAACCUCGAAAAUCGAUUUCCAAAGGAUUAGCUUUUAAGUUUGAUCGUCGCCGUGGAGAUGAUAAAAUAGGAAAUUUACGAGUUUUUUUCAAAUUCUGUUAGUGGUAUUAAAAAUGAAGACCCCCGAAAACCCUAUAAUCGAUAUAAGAAUAUAAUUUUUAAAAUGAUCGACAAUAUCGCUUAAAAAUGUGUACAAUCCGUCCGUGUUAGCCAUCGCGCUUUUAUGAUAUCGAAUCAAAAAAUAAAAUAAAAUUUAUAACUAUAGGUUAGAUUAGUUUUUAAUGAUUUGAAUUAUUUAUUAUUAUAUAAGUGAUACAAAAUUGCUUAUACGGAUUUGAUUUUUUCGUAUUUGAGUACUUACGUCAAAUAUUAUUGAAAUCGAUAUUAUUAGAUUCACGAACCAAAGAUGAACCGGAUUAUUCAACGUUGGACAGUUCGACGUCCAGAAGGUCGACGUCCAGAUUAUCGACUCCGGGAAAGUCCACUUCGGGCCGGUCCACGUCGGGUAGAUCCACGCCGGGCAGAUCCACGCCGGGCAGAUCUACGCCGGGCAGAUCCACGCCGGGCAGAUCCACUCCGGACAGAUCGAUGUCACCGGAAGCCCCACCCGUUCCACCGGCCACCUAUCACUGGGAAGAGGUCAGAAGAAAGCGGUCGGUAGGAGGAUAUCCGUGGACCCACCUCAACAAGCCGCCGUUCGACGAAAAGACUUUUGUCAAGCAUGAAAGGCAAGUACACCGUCAAUCUUGCUGUCGACCCGUUAAAGUACGUUUGAUGCUUGGUUUUAGUUUUUUUUAAAUUAAAUUCGUUACAGAUUAUUGUUUCUUUUUAUUCGGUUUUCCGAAAUAAAUCUUUUUCAAAAUGUCACGACACGGUGAUCACAUGACGAAACUUGAAAGUGGGCCUUCUUUGUAUGAUUUAUGCUUUGUAUACCGUUUACGUGGUUAUUUUAUACAUAUCAAAUACCUAUGGCAAUUAUUUUAAUUUUGUUCGCUUUCGUAUAUUUCUUUCUUUAAUUUAAAGUUGGUCAAAAUUAUAUGAUUUAUGUACUAAAGAGAUUUUAGUAAAAACUGAUUUAAACGAGCACUUUAUGCAAUUUUCAAAUUUUUAUAAUGAUGACACAGCGGACCAUUUUACUCUUUUUAUCCGUGGCCCUUAGGUCAUGCUUGGAAAAAUGCAGUCACUCCUUGCAGUUUUGCAUAGAAUUAAUCGCAAAUGAAAUCGAGAGAACUAAAACAUUAAUAAUUUAAAAUAAAACUAAAAAUUAUUUUUUUUGUAUUUUUAGAGUUGAUAGGUUUUUAAUCGCCUCUAAUAAUAUGUUAGUUUCGAACUCGACACACCCGCAGAUAACUUUAUGAAAAACGAAAAUUACAAACUUUUAACAGGACAUCGAGUAUACAAUAAAUUCGAUCACGAAUCAGUGUGCACACGGUUCGCAUUAUUGUAAAUUUGUUUGGUUUUUUGUAUAAAAACAAAACGUUAUUUUUAAAUUUGGUCGCGCAUGUAUAUUAUUCAGUGACGGAGGUUUUAUUUCCGUUUCUCUCCCCCCCCCCUCGUGCCCAAUAAUCGGAAGUUAUUUUUCCGUUGUCACUUCCAUGUUCAAUAAAUUAUUAUAGGAGACGUGUGUUUUAAUAAUAAAUUUGUCCGCAAUAUACAAACUCAUCGAUCGCGCCAAUCGAAUAUCGCAGUAAUCGCUUGCGCGUAACAAGCCGAUAGACGUUAAUUUAAUAAUAGAAUUUCAGCAUUUAAAAGAUCGGGUGCAACGACACCCGAUUGUGUGCACCGUUCAUACUUACCUGCAGCGCUUUGCUGCCGCGGUUUUUUUUUUUUUAACGGCUUUAUAAAACGACAAUAAUCUCGCGGCUAUUGGCCGGAAGGUUAUAUAAUCUAAAAAAAAUAUAUUAAAGCGCGCUCGUCGCAGCGGUCGGAACGAGCAAGUGAAAAAUACGAAAGAGAAAAAAAAAAAGCAAAGCGAUAGCGCACGUCUAAAUAUUCCGAAUAUUCCCGACGGCCAAAACACAUUUUGGCAACUGUUAUGAAAAUUUCUUCGAUUUUUCCACCGCCGUUCGAAUAAUCGAGCUCGAUUGUGCGCGCGCGGCGCGUGGCGACGUCUCGAAACCGGGGAAUGUCAUCAGUCGAAACCGCACUCGAUGGUAGCCCGGAAGUCAUUUGCGGACGCGCGUCUUCUGACUUAGCAUUAUAACCGACCUGAGAACCCGCGUUAACUGUCGUCGCCGGCCGGCACGUUAAAUAAAAACACAUUUCCUCGUCCGGAGAAAUGCGAACAACCGCAUUGUUGGAUUUCGGAAAAAAACCGUAACCGACACGCGAAAUUAUAAUAGGACGCGUCAACGCAGAAAUGGGGUGAGUAACUACAAAAAAAAAUAAAAAAAAAAUACGCGUGACAAAAAGAUACAAAUUCUAACUCAUGCGGGCUUACGUAUAAUUGACAAACGUUUUAAUAUGCAUAGCGAUUAAUAAAAACAUAUCGCAUCGAUAUCGAUUAUUCGGAUUAUUGAAAUCUCACCGUUAUUUUUUUAAUUUUAUUCUGAUUUUAGCGCUGGUGUUUUUGUUUUCAAUUUUUUAUUCGACCUAUUAUUAUUAUCGUCAGGUAAAUUACGGAUAGUAAUGGUUCAGUGCAUACGCUUAUAACGCAGAUAAACAAUUAAUAAUAUCGUACCUAUAAUAAUACUCAUCGCGCAUCGAUAAACAGCGCGUGACGUGAAUAAUAUUAUUACGUUUUCUACGUUUUAUAAUAUAAAACGUAUCCGUCAGCUAUUGUCGCGAACGGAUAUGAGAACGAAAAAGAUCUUUGGAACUGCAGUGUAAUAUUAUAAAUCGACUGCUGGUGUGUGUGUAUGUGUGUGUAGGUACAACAAGCCGGAUCCAAACCGCCGCUGCGGUUGUAUACGUCUACUUUUAGCUCCGGCCCGACCGACGGACGCCUAAAAAUAAAUUUUCGCUCUCUCACGCGAGGAUUCUUGGCAUGUCGGAAUCUCCGUGUCUCCGCUGUCGCCAAAUAAUAAAUAAAUUUAACCCUUCUGUUGUUACGGUCGUUUUUUUUUUUUUCCGGUACGCUCCGUCCGGACGCCACGGUCCGUCAUCGUGAACCCGUUCCAAAAUUUACUAUUCACAUUACCAUCGUUCUGAUAUACCGUUCAGUUACAAAUUUACAAUGUUUCAGGGAUCACGUGUACGAGCCCGUCACGCCGGCCGCAAGUACCGACCGGAUAUCGUCGCCAGCCAAACAUCCAAAAAAAACGUCCAAAGACGAGAGCCGUCUCGUCAUACGCAUACCGCUGACGGAGGAACUCGUGAUGGCCGACGACACGGGCUCGGAACCGGAGGCCGAGGAAAAGAGGCUUUCCGAAGAAGACGAAGAGGACGAGGACGAGGAUGACGAUGGUAUAAAACAUGCAAAGCAAGUCACUACCGACGAAUCGAUUUACGAGGGUGAAAACGAAAAUUCGUCCGUCGGCGAACCGAUAGAUACGGGUAACGGCGCAACGACGCGCAUUAAGUUGUUCCAGCAAAAGGUCAAAGUGAAGGCGGACACGCUGCGCACCAAGUUACAAGGGGUGACUAAACGAAAGCCUAAACAAAAAAUCGUGGUUGACGGCGAGAACGGCGAAAAGAGCCGCCGUAAAUUCGGUCAGUUUGCGACACUGCCGAAAAAGUUCACGUUCAACGCGCCAAAGGUGAACUUUUCGAAAGCCUUCAACCGCAAUAUUUCGCGAAACUCGCCGGCCACGGACGCCGACCAGUCUGGGGGCAGUACCGCUGAUGAAACGAAAACCGGCCGAUUCUCGCUGCCGCGUUUCGGGUUCUCAAAGACUUCGUCCGAAUCGCCGAAACCUUCGAAAUCGGCGAAAAUCGGCGCGUCUCGGCUAUCCAUACCGAGUUUACGAUCACGCACGUGGUCCGACGCGUCUAAGAUAUCGAAACCGGAUAGCCCGAAGACUAAGUUCAUGGACUUUGGCACGUACCCGAGAAUAUUCUCCAAACGCGGCAAAACGGCUGAAUCAGCGAACAAAUCGAAAACGCCUCCACCUCCUCAGCCGCCGACAACGAUGACGUCCAAGGUGAGCGACUCACCAAAACCACAAAACAAGUCGAGGGGGAAUUCUUUUCGCCGGCGGUUCUUCCGGUCACACACUAAGGAGUCGACGCCGGCGCCGACGGAGGAGCAGACGGCUACGCUGGCCGUUGAAGAGGAACUAGACGAGUCGCACGUGUCUAAAGAGUCGCUGGCCGAGUUUGGGGACAGCGACCUGCAAGAGGUGAUAUCGUUGAGCGACGACUGUCGGUCAAAGGACUACACAAAAAGCGUGUCCGAGUAUAGGGCGGCGGGCGUGAUCGAGGAAAUCGACUCGGACGAGUUCUUUUUGCGCGAAAAGGGCCUGAGCCGCGGUGAUGUGCACAUCAGUAAUUACCUGUCAUCGGAGAUCAGAGACGUGUUCCGAUCGAACAGAACGCGGUCGGUGGAAGGCGAAAACAACGAUGAUAAUAGUGACAACCGCGGUAACGGUAUCAGUACGCCGGUGAGACCGUCGCGGACCAAUUCGCUGAGAAGACCUGGCCGCGCUCAGAGCGCGACUGACAGUGCACCUCUCGCGGACCGGUUCAGCACGAUGCCGAAAUCAUUUGGAGGCAGCAGGCCGAAACCGGAACUCGACGCGCCGCUGGAAAACAUUAUUACCAGCCAGACUUUCGAACCGGCGAGCAGUGGAGCCACGCUGCCGUCCACGUUCAGGGCGCCCUGGAGAACGGCCCAAAAAGAUAAUAACGUGGUCACGCACAUGCCGCCCAAACCGCCGAGCAGGCUGCGGAUGUCCAAGUUUUCCACGUUCGACACACGGUCAAUGAUUGAUUUGUCAAGGAAGAGGAGCCAGUCACAGAGCGUAAGUGUAUAUUACAAUAUUAGUACUAUAGCUGCCCGAUCUUCCUCCGGGAGACCAAUUUUAAAGGUUCCAUAUUUUUAAAUCUCUAAAUGAGUUUUUUAAAUUUAAUUUUCUCAUUAGUUACCUACUAUAACGAAAAUUAUAAAUAUGAAAAAAAAAAAACAAAAAGUUACCGAUACAAACGUUUAGUUUUCUUUAUGGCAUCAAACCGGUUACGAAAACCGUAAAAGAUCGAAAUUGGUUGAACCGGUUUAAUGGUUUUUGAUGCGUGUUUCGCAUUUCACUCGAUCGACGAUUACUGCAAGUUUCUAACCUAAACAUAACCGAGUAAAGAUAAAACGUUCAUCAAGGAUCAUCGAUAGUUUUAUAGGGAAUGGGCCACUUUAAUGAUUAUUACUAUUUAUUUUAUUUCGUAAGCCUCAUAAGUAGGAAAUUAACAAAUAUUUUUUAUAAAAAAAAAAAAAAUUUGUUUUAAUUAUUAUAUUUUAAACAUUUUGUUAGCGAUAAUCUUCUUAUUUAAUAUAAGUUGUACGUGAUAAAACUGACUUUGUCAGAAAUAAAAAAAAAAAAAAAAAUGUUUUAAACAUCUAUUAUACAUAAAAUCUGUUCACGGUCGUUCUCCAACGUUAAAAAUAUGAUUUUUAUUACGCGGCAUAAAAUUUUGCAAGAGCCAUUUAUUUCGAUUUUGCUGACUCUCCGUGCAUCAUUCUCUGACUUUUGAUUCUAAUCUCAAGCCAAUUCUAUUUAGUAAUCUCUUCUCUGGGAUCAAAAAUGAUGACAUUAUUUUAAUUUCUUAAUCACGUGAACAUUAUUUUUUUCAUAUCCGCACAGGGUUUCCUGCCGACGAUGAACUUUUCGGAGACCGUGCCGAAGGCGCCGUUGCGCCGGUCCAGGACUUCGUUGGCCGGUUCCGACCGGGACGUUUCUUUGACUUCAGAUGGCCGACCGUCGUGGCUUACAGGUACAGGUGGCAGUGGCGGUGACGGAAUACCAAAAGCACCGUUGCGCCGGUCCAGAACUUCGUUGGCCGGUUCCGACCGGGACGUUUCUUUGCACGCUUCGGAAAGCCGACCGUCAUGGACGACCGGCGGCAGCGGAAUUCCAUCGCCACCGUUGCGCCGGUCACGAAUGUCGUUGACGACGGACGCGGAUGUUGAGGAACGAUCACGGUCUACGGCACCCAGUACAACGGCGGUGACGGCGACGACAAGAGUGACGCCACCUCGACCGCCACCGCCGUCUGUGACGCCCGGCUACGCGACGGUGGACAAGUCCUCGUCGUCCGCCUCAUUACUGAUGCCGCCACAAUCACCCGUCCGACAUCGGCGCAAAAAGUCUUACGACGUGAUUAAGAGCCAAGAAUUCGGCGCUUUUUUCACCAUACCCAGGUCGUAUUGCUACAAUAGGAAACAAUUGUCUGACGAAGGGGAAUCGGCGGUGCCAACCGCAGGAAAACUUCCACCACCAUCCAGACCAGCGCGUGCCUACAACACCCUGGGCCCGUCAAGGCCGCACCGGCGCCGGUUGCCCAUCCGCGAACACGAAUACGGCGACUUGGCCGAGGACGUAGGCUCGGGCUCGUCAACACCGCCGUCCCGAUCAGCCGAAAUCGCUGCACGACAUGCGUAUGAUGACGAGGAAGACGGUGAUGUCGAAAUUAAACGACAUCCGUUGACCGCCACACAGUCCUCGUCUCCGGACGAGGUCGGCGGUACGACCGCCACUAAGGUGCUAUACUCGGGUGACGUAAUCGAAAAGAUGAAACUUCGACCGCUACCGUCACCGCCUCCGCCACCUCGCAAGUCCAAGCCACUCAACUGUGAAUCUCCCGAUCUACUACAGCACCGCCGCCGGAACACCGACUCCGCCCUGGUUCCUUUUUUAGAUCGGCGAGAGACAUCUGUAACGUCAUCUAAUAACGAUGAAUUCUUUGCCGAUGUUUCUCGUGCACUUCUGGCGUCUGCCGCAAAAACUACUAACGUCAACGUUGACGACGUGUCCGUUGGUGUCCAGACCGAUCCGUUGCCGGACGGUUUUGAAAUAGACGACGUUGGUUCGUGCUGUUCGACCGGGUCGGCAAGACCGGAAUCCAGGGCGUCGUCGACCGCCGCUGCUGACCAGCCCGCUUCUAGGGCGGCUCUAUCGGCGGCCGACCGACCGACGUCACGGAUGUCGACGGGCACCGAAUACGCGGACCGCCCAACAUCCAGAAAUUCGGCGGCAACCUUGGAAAACGGUUACGCCGUGAUGCCUGCUGACAUGAUGGCUGCCGGUGGCCCGGUCAUGUGCGCACAACGGAUCAGCGUCAACGAACUCCGGGUAGGCAAAAUUAUCGUGGCCGACGCUCGGGGCCAACGAAUGCUGGGCGUCGACGACGACGAGCAGCAAUCCGUCCAGAAGGCGGCUCUGCAAUUACGAGCUGCUUGCGAUUCAGCACUGCAGCCACAGUUGCAGGAUGACAACGCGUCGGUGCAGUCUUCACGCGUGUCUUCCAUGUACCCGGAAGUAGACUCAGAUGAGGACCGGGCCAGCGUGUUGGCCGCCCCCACGCCUCCGCGGCGACGCAGCAGACCCCCCGCGAGUGACCAACGGGCGGCACGUACGUCGUCCCGAUCCGAGGACGCCGUAGCAACAGCAGCGGCGGCCGCAGCCGCCGUGGACCUGUCCGCCGCCGCAGCCGACCCGUCCAUCACCGAACUCAGUUGCCAGUUGUUCCGGUUGUGUCAUUCGAACGUGUGCAGUCUGUUCAACAAAGUGGUCCAACAAGUGGUGCCGGAGGACACGGAGAAACGGCGCGACUUGCAGGCCGCCCUGUGCUUUCUGAGCAUCAUACUCGCAGGCCUGCUCAUUUUGGGUUUCGGCAACGAGAAGACCAUACAUCACCAUCACUGGGACUUUCAGUUUCCACCCGCCAAUCAGUAGCUCGACUCUCCGUAUAAUAAUAAUAUUAUAAAAUAAUUGUUAUUGUCUCUCUAUUACCGAAUUUUAUUUAUUUUAUUGCAUUUCUAUAUUUUUAAUUAAUCGUUUUAGUCGAGAGAAAUGCGUUCGUCGGGGUCAACAAAAUACCACAAAUUAUGUUUUACCGUUUUCGUUAUCCAGAAUUUAUUAAAUAAUAAGUUUUAUCAUACUAUUUCUUGUCAGUUGUCAUCAUUAUUUUAUAGUGUUUCUUCUACAGCCAUUGGCCGCGAACAUAAGAUUAAUAAUUUCAAAUUUCAAAUUAUAUUUUUACAGGGUUGAAUUUGAACUAUCGCUGUUCUCGACGCUCAACGUGUAGAUUCUCUAGGUUACGUUAAGUUAGAACGCGACAAUAUUACUGUUAUUGGGUACACUUAUAACAUUUAAGAAUUUUAGUAGUUGGCGUAUACAUACCGGACGUUAAACAGUUUGUCGGCGCCUCUAUUUUAGCAUUUAAUAUAUAUAUAUAUAUUAAUAAAAUUAAAAAAAAAGAAAAAAAUAUAAGCAGUAAUACAAUAUUAAGAUGAUAAUAUUAUAGUCAUAUUUCUAACUAAAUUAUAAAUUAUCUUUAAGUCAUAAUUUGUAUUAUGUUUUUUGCUGAUAAUAAUUUAUUUUACUGACCAUUCAAACGUGUAGGUAAACAUUUGAUUUAAUUACAUAAAAUACAUAUACACAUAUGAUUUACUUGGUUUUGUUUAUUAUUUAGAUUCAGGUUUUUGUAUGCAGUUAUCACCAUUUUUUAUUUACUUUGGUCAUGGACAAAUUGUAUUUUUAGGAAUCAUUGUGAGUCUAAUAGCACAAAUAGCCGAGACUGUUUUAAUAUCAUUAAUUAACAUACAAUAGGAUAUUUCUUAGAUAUACUGUUAAAGUAUUAUAAUUAUUAUACAAACUACAAG